Messenger RNA from Vitis riparia (riverbank grape), 1014 nucleotides. Its product is annotated as receptor kinase-like protein Xa21. The transcript has a single exon. NCBI's taxonomy places the organism in Eukaryota, Viridiplantae, Streptophyta, Magnoliopsida, Vitales, Vitaceae. Gene Ontology annotation, molecular function: protein binding. The coding region runs from base 1 to 1014 and encodes 337 amino acids. The record is from RefSeq and is a predicted model, not a curated record.
AUGUCAAAACUUAUCCGGCUACACAUAUCGGACAACUAUUUCACUGGUAAUGUGCCAAAAGAUCUCAGUAACCUAAGAAAGCUUGAAGUUCUCAACCUUGCAGGCAAUCAAUUAACCUCUGAGGUUGGUUUUCUUACUUCUUUGACAAAUUGCAAAUUUUUGAGAACAUUGUGGGUAGAUUAUAAUCCUUUAAAAGGCACUCUUCCAAAUUCACUAGGGAAUCUUUCCGUUGCUCUUGAAAGUUUUACAGCAUCAACCUGCCAUUUCAAAGGAACCAUUCCCACAGGAAUUGGUAAUUUGACCAAUUUGAUAUGGCUUGACUUGGGAGCUAAUGACUUAACAGGGUCGAUUCCAGCUACAUUGGGACAGCUACAGAAGCUCCAACGAUUGUACAUUGCUGGAAAUAGAAUACAAGGAUCCAUUCCAAAUGAUCUUUGCCAUUUGAAGAACUUGGGAUACUUGCAUUUGAGUUCUAACAAAUUGUUUGGAUCAAUCCCAAGUUGUUUUGGAGAUCUUCCUAUGCUACGACAACUCUCUCUUGACUCCAAUGUGUUAGCUUUCAACAUUUCUACAUCCUUUUGGAGCCUUAGAGAUCUGUUGGUUCUUAGCUUAUCUUCAAAUUUCUUGACUGGUAAUCUACUUCCCGAAGUUGGAAACAUGAAGUCCAUUACAACAUUGGACCUGUCAAAGAACCUUAUUUCAGGUUACAUUCCAAGAAGGAUAGGGGAACUACAAAAUUUGGUUAACCUUUCCUUGUCCCAAAACAAACUGCAAGGCUCAAUACCUGUAGAAUUUGGUGAUUUGCUAAGCUUGGAAUCCAUGGAUCUAUCCCAGAACAAUUUAUCUGGAACCAUUCCCAAGUCAUUGGAGGCCCUUAUUUAUCUCAAGUAUCUAAAUGUUUCUUUCAAUAAACUACAAGGAGAAAUUCCGAAUGGAGGACCUUUCGUAAAUUUCACUGCUGAAUCGUUCAUCUUCAAUGAAGCCUUAUGUGAGCACGUCAUUUUCAAGUCAUAG